This is a messenger RNA of Ylistrum balloti, 2629 nucleotides long. RefSeq names its product neo-calmodulin-like. Lineage: Eukaryota; Metazoa; Mollusca; Bivalvia; Pectinida; Pectinidae. The coding region runs from base 96 to 548 and encodes 150 amino acids. The transcript is spliced from 5 exons. The record is from RefSeq and is a predicted model, not a curated record. Gene Ontology annotation, molecular function: calcium ion binding; enzyme regulator activity.
UUACGGACAGGCGGGCGUGUAUAGUGAAAACGUCGCCAACGAGUCAUCCCAAGCUAGAGAAGGGGUACGGUUGAUGCUGAAGGAAAGCACGCGCCAUGGCUGGUCUUGACGAUAUAACACCAGAAAAAUUGGCAGACUAUAAAGAGACAUUCGACUUGUUUGACGAAAAUAAAGACGGAAAGAUCACUCUGGAAGAACUGAAAAGUGUGAUGCUCAAACUACGCCAAGAUCCCACCGACGACGAGAUUAGGGAUAUGAUCAACGAGAUUGACCUUGAUGAAAAUGGAACUAUAGAUUUUGACGAAUUCCUUACCAUGAUGCAUAAUAGUUCUAGAGUAGAUGCAGAGGAAGAAUUCAGAGAAGCCUUCCGAAUGUUCGACAAAAACAACGAUGGAAUGAUAGACGAAGAUGAAUUAACAGAGGUGAUGACUGCUCUUGGAGAAAAACUGACGGACACACAGAUAAAGGAGAUGAUUAUCGAGGCGGACCUGAACGGGGACGGUCUCAUUAAUUUCCAUGAAUUCAAAAUGGUGAUGAUAUCGAAAUGACAGCGGGGCGAGCAGUAAUGAUACCUAAGAUUCAAAUAAAGACUUCCUUAUAUGGGAUGAUAUUUACCAGCGAUUCCUCCAGACGGAUUCCAAGGUUCCGUUUGUUUGACUUGAGAAAACUUUGCCUAAAAUGACCUGAUCUGGGUGGAUGUGAGGAUAUAUGUGUGUUUUGUGACAGGCGAAGUUAUUCCUACUGUAGUAAAAUCCCUUUGUAAUGGAUUCCCGUAUAAAUUAUAUGUAAAUCGAAAGAUCGAUUAUAAUUUCAAAGAACCAAUCGCUAUCCUUUCCUCGUCACGUGGUACUGCCAAAUAAGGAUUGUAAUUUGGCCAAGGGAUUUAACAAUCCUUACAGUAUUGCAGUCCACCCUCAUGAAUUCCUGUGAUAUUCUCUUUACAGUGCUUCGCACGUGACGUCAAUAGACAUUCUUUUAUCUUAAACAUCACGUGAUACCUUUUAAGUUAACAACGUGAUAUAGUUUAAAAUCAUAUUUGUGAUAUAUGAUUACACACGUGGAGAAUAUCGUUUUAGUUUUCCGUACACUUUGAAGUGAGUCCAGAACUUCGUCGGUAUAUGAGGGAUUCUGAGUCCAAUAGUUUACACUCGACGUGUAUAUUUGGUUGGCGGGAUAUAAUUCGAUUCAAGCACCUGUGAUUCCAGAACGUAUGAUAUAUUAUUUUAUCAUUCUAUUACAUAUCAUUUUUUCUGUAUCAUCCUUAUUAUUAUUUAUAUAACCUAUGAUUAUCUAUAAUUGUACUCCUAUGAUAUUUAUCUGUAUAUGCCCUACUUAAUGUAUCAUUUAUACAUGUUAUUCGUAUGCACUCUCCCGUUCACUAACCUUCGAGAGAUUCCGAAGUAUCAAUUUGGCUGUUUUGUCCGUUUUACAUUGCAUUUUCUGUAUGUGCAUCCAAAUUGAAAGAUAAUGCGUUUUACCUUUUGAGGCAGCUGUUUUACAUUGUCUGUAUUAAACCUUAUUGAUUGGUAAUUAGCGAUAGAAAGCCCACUAUUGUGGUAGAUUUAGAUCAAAUUAAAAGAGAGAAAUUAUGCUUUUAAACUAGUUUAUGAUGCAGCCACCAGCGUCAAAAGAUAAAACCAACCCACUUGCCAGAUUCAAUAUUAUACGUUGCUCAAAAUAUGUUUGUGAUAUGUAUACUUGCUUACGAGCUCGUCACAGAAAACAGGAAUGUACGAUAACACAGGACACCGGAACUACGAUAUCAUAGGACAGCGGAACGUACGAUAUCACAGGACACCGGAACUACAUAUCACAGGACACCGGAACUAAAUAUCACAGGACACCGGAACUACGAUAUCACAGGACACCAGAACGUUCGAUAUCAUAGGACACCGGAACUACGAUCUCACGGGACAAUGGAACGUACGAUAUCACAGGACACCGGAACUACAUAUCACAGAAAACAGGAACGUACGAUAUCACAGGACACCGGAACGUACGAUAUCACAGGACACCGGAACUACAUAUCACAGGACACCGGAACGUACGAUAUCACAGGACACCGGAACUACAUAUCACAGGACAACGGAACGUACGAUAUCAUAGGACACCGGAACGUACGAUAUCACAGGACACCGGAACUACAUAUCACAGGACACCGGAACGUACGAUAUCACAGGAUACCGGAACUACGAUCUCACAGGACAACGGAACGUACGAUAUCACAGGACACCGGAACAACGAUAUCACAGGACACCGGAACGGACCUUAUUGAUAAUGAUACAGUGGACUCUGUCUAAACCGGACUCUGUGCAAUCAAGAUAUCUGCCUUUUCCGGUAAAAUAAUUAAGUCUCAAAUCGAAUAAUAUUAUAACAAUGGACUCUCUACAAUCCGGAACUCUCUACAAAUUAUUCGGUCCCAAAUGUGUCCGGUUAAGACUGAUUCCAGUGUAUCAUUAUAAUCAUCACGAUCCGAAUGUCUAUGAUUAUCAGAUUUGUAUCACUGCUAUAAGCUAUACCCUAGAGUUACUCUGUAUUCUGAACGUUGGAUUUGAAACUUUUUAAUCUAGCCUUAUCUCUACGAUAUCGAUGUCAGUUUUUUUUUUACAGAAAUAAAAUGAUUCUCGUC